CCAAAUGUGGCAGCUUUUAACAGCAGCAUGCUGGAUGCUUCUUCUUGGAUCUGUGUAUGGUUAUAAUAAGAAGGGAAGCACCGCAAACCCUGAAGCUAAUAUGAAUAUUAGCCAGAUUAUUUCUUAUUGGGGUUAUCCUUAUGAAGAGUAUGAUGUUGUAACGAAAGAUGGUUACAUCCUUGGAAUUUACAGGAUUCCACAUGGAAGAGGAUGCCCAAGGAGGACAGCUCCAAAGCCUGCUGUGUAUUUGCAGCAUGGCUUAAUUGCAUCUGCCAGUAACUGGAUUUGCAACCUGCCCAACAACAGCUUGGCUUUCCUUCUGGCAGACAGUGGUUACGAUGUGUGGUUGGGAAACAGCCGAGGAAACACUUGGUCCAGAAAACACCUUAAAUUGUCACCCCAAUCACCAGAAUACUGGGCCUUCAGUUUGGAUGAGAUGGCUAAAUAUGACCUUUCAGCCACAAUCAAUUUUAUCAUAGAGAAAACUGGACAGAAGCAACUCUACUACGUGGGCCACUCACAAGGCACCACCAUAGCUUUCAUAGCAUUUUCUACAAACCCAGAACUGGCUAAAAGGAUUAAGAUAUUUUUUGCACUGGCUCCAGUUGUCACAGUGAAAUACACCCAAAGUCCUAUGAAAAAACUAACAACUCUUUCCAGGCAAAUAGUCAAGGUGUUGUUUGGUGAAAAAAUGUUCCACCCUCAUACAUUGUUUGACAAAUUCAUUGCCACCAAAGUGUGCAGCCGGAAGCUAUUCCAUCGUAUUUGCAGCAACUUCCUAUUUACUCUGAGUGGAUUUGAUCCGCAAAACUUAAAUAUGAGUCGCUUGGAUGUUUAUUUGUCACACAAUCCUGCAGGAACAUCUGUUCAGAAUAUGCUACACUGGGCCCAGGCUGUUAAUUCUGGUCAGCUUCAAGCUUUUGAUUGGGGAAACUCUGAUCAGAACAUGAUGCACUUCCACCAGCUUACACCUCCUUUAUACAACAUUACUAAGAUGGAAGUUCCAACAGCAAUAUGGAAUGGUGGACGGGACAUUGUGGCUGAUCCCAAGGAUGUCGAAAAUUUACUUCCUCAAAUUUCCAACCUUAUUUAUUACAAGCUGAUUCCACACUACAAUCAUGUGGAUUUUUACCUUGGCCAGGAUGCACCUCAGGAAAUUUACCAAGACCUAAUUAGAUUGAUGGAGGAAUAUUAAUAAAAUUAAAUGCACUUUCCUUUUUCCAACAAAGUGGAUUUUCAUAAAAAUAAUGAGAUGAACAGAUCAUAGAGUGACUCCCAAUGAUUUUCAUCUUCUAGUAUAUAUACCUUCAUAUAAUCUCCUCCCCUUCAAUGUGGGUGGGAUAUGAGACUUCGUUCAAGCCAACAGAACUUGCAAAGGUGUAAGAUGUCACAACCUUGAUUAGGUUACAUCAUAUGGUAAAGGUGAUAAGAGGUCAAUCCCUGAUUACAUUAUACAAGAAGUCCACCUGGCAUGGUGGCCCACACCUGUAAUCUCAGCAUUUUGAGAAGCUGAGACUGGAGAAGUAUUUGAGGUCAGGACUUCCAGACCAGUCUUGGUGAAAUCCUUUCUCUUCUAAAAAUACAAAAAUUAGCUGGGUAUGGUGGCACAUGUCUGUAAUCCCAGUUUCUUGUAAGGCUGAGGAAGAAGAAUCGCUUAAACCCGGGAGGUGGAGGUUACAGUGAGCUUAGAUCACACCACUGCACUCCAGCCUAGGUGACAGAGCAAGACUCCGUCUCAAUCAAUCAAUCAAUCAAUACAUAAAUAAAUAAAUCAGUCAGUCAGUCAGUCAUCUUAUUACAUUGGAGCAAAAUAUUCUUUUUGUUAGCUUGAUGGAAUAAACAGAUGUGUUGAGAAAAGUGACUUUACAAGGAACUGACCAUAGCUUUUAGGAUCUGAGGGUGGACUCCAGCUGAUAAAACAGCAAAACACCAAGGCCUUCAGUCACAUAACCACAAGAAAAUGAAUUCUGCCCAAAACUGAAUAAACUUGGAAGCCCAUUCUUCCCUAGUAACCUCACACUGAGAGAGCAUCCUGGCCAACGCAUGAUAGUAAGACCCAGUUAUGCUAUGCCUGGACUACUGACCCACAGAAACAGUGAGAAAAUAAAUGUGUAUUGUUUUAAACUGCUAAGUUUGUGGUAAUUUGUUAUCAGCAGUAGUAUACUACCACUACCAUUUGUUAUUAUCG
Callithrix jacchus (white-tufted-ear marmoset) is the source of this 2188-nucleotide messenger RNA. The record is from RefSeq and is a predicted model, not a curated record. NCBI's taxonomy places the organism in Eukaryota, Metazoa, Chordata, Mammalia, Primates, Cebidae.